AUGGGAAUGCUCUUGUGUGGACCAAAUCAAGAAACUACGGAGUUAGUAAGUGAAACCAUACUCGAAUCGUUUGGAGAGCCAAUCGAACAUUUUGAAUAUCUCGGCGGUCCGAUGUAUGAUAUCAGCAAGAAUGGAACUAUCACACCAAAUUAUCACUUUUUGAGCGCUGCUGGUUUCAUGACCGCUACUGUGAGUGUUUCUUUCGCAAUAAUCAUUUUCUGUGCCGUAAAAUGCUACUCAAUUAUCAAAAAGAUGAUAUCUUCGACUACAAUCUCAUCUAAAUCUCGUUCUCUUCAAUCCCAAUUGUUCUAUGCACUUGUUACCCAAAUCAUAAUACCAACUAUUGUGUUGGAUCUGCCUCUUACUAUAUUCUUUGCUUUAAACUUAGCGAAUAACGGCAUUGAAGGAAACAGUGGAUAUUUAUCUUUUAUUGUCACUUUAUAUCCAAAUGUUUCUCCAAGAAAACUCAUCCUGAAGAACUGGCCUCAGCUUCUCAUAUGUAUAACAGGUACUCAAGUACCUAUGGCAAAUUUGGCUUAA
Molecule: messenger RNA, 540 nt
Organism: Caenorhabditis remanei
Lineage: Eukaryota; Metazoa; Nematoda; Chromadorea; Rhabditida; Rhabditidae
Exons: 3
Coding region: 1-540 (179 amino acids)
Biological process (GO): G protein-coupled receptor signaling pathway; olfactory behavior
Molecular function (GO): G protein-coupled olfactory receptor activity
Source: RefSeq, a predicted model, not a curated record